UAUCCAAUCAACCACAUAUCACAGACUCACAGUGAACUCAGUUUUCUUGAUAAUGAUGGGCGGCUUGAUAUGGGAAACUUUGAAGAUGUUGGCCAGAUGUUUAGGCAAAGUUGUGAUUCAACAUUUGGAUUGGGGAACCUUAAUAAUGAAGAGGAGUCCUGCUGGCUCCUAUCUUCACACAACACAGAAGGAUCCGAUAUCCGAUGAAGCAUUGAAGUCUGGCUUCAGAUUUUCAUGUGCUGAAGCAGGUCCAAUGAAAAUUAUAUCAGAUUAUGAUUUAGAUUCCAAACCAGAUGUUGAAGGUCCGCCAAUGGCUGGUUCCAACAGAACAACAUCUCCUGUUGAUGGAAAAUUGAGGUGUCGAAUUGAUGUUGAUGAUGAUGUUGUCCCUGGUCCAUUAUCAAUGUAG
Molecule: messenger RNA, 409 nt
Organism: Neltuma alba
Lineage: Eukaryota; Viridiplantae; Streptophyta; Magnoliopsida; Fabales; Fabaceae
Exons: 2
Coding region: 53-409 (118 amino acids)
Source: RefSeq, a predicted model, not a curated record